UGACUUUGAUAAGGUGAUGUCAAAGUCCACCGGUGACCAAGCUCCACUCAGUAUACGGGGUGUUACAGUGGGAAACGGAGAGGAGCUUUGGCCAUGGUGAUCACAUGUCUCCAACCUCUUUGGAAGUUCCCUUCAACCUUUCUGGGUUCCUCCUCCUCUUCUUCUUCUUCUUUAUUGCAGAAUCUUCAAAGAAAUUUCCAUAGAAGAAGCAGAGAUUUCAAAUGUUGUGGAGGGAGCAGAGUUGGAGAGAAGAGGAGAGGAGUGAUUGUGUGUGGGCUGCCACUGCCAGUUGAUCCAUGGGCACCCACCAUUGAUUCACAGAGCAUAGCUUCACAGCUCUUUGCAUUUUCUCUCUUUCCCUAUAUUGGUUUUCUGUACUUCAUCACUAAAUCCAAGACUGCUCCAAAGCUCACCCUUUUUGGAUUCUACUUCUUACUUGCCUUUGUGGGUGCCACCAUCCCGGCUGGUAUUUAUGCAAAGGUGCAUUAUGGAACUUCCCUGUCUAAUGUGGAUUGGUUACAUGGUGGGGCCGAGUCGCUUCUCACUCUGACCAACUUGUUCAUUGUGCUGGGGUUGAGAGAAGCUCUAAGGAAAGCUGGAGAUGCAAAAGAAAGCUCAUCUGAUGUAGUUUCAGGGAUCAAAGAGGAGGAACCUUCCAUCUAGAGACUAUUCCUUGUAUUUUUCUGCAGUUGCUCUGUUGCUUCCAUUCUUCCCAUCAAAUUAUCACUUGCAAUUCAACUACAAGCAUGGCUGUUUAGCAUGAAAUCUACAACCAUGACUGCAACAAGUUUUUCAUGCAGAAAAGGCAGCAGAAACUGGCUCUUUGAUCUUUCCCAGUAUUCUCUGUAGUGGGCUCUACCAUCCCUCUUCCUUCGUGUUCAAUGAUAAUGAUUCCAUCCAAUCCUUUCUGUGGCUAUUGUUUUCCUCUGAGCAAAUUCUUGUAGAGCCUCUCUUGUAUUAAUUGAUCCAAUGACAUGCAUUUGGGGUUUUCAGUUUUGUGCGGUGAAAACAUCAUUUCGUGUUGGGUCUGCCCUUCUGGAACGUAAAAUUCAGCACACUUGAACACAUUCAGCAGUUUAUGAUGUUCUUCAAGCAAUGAAAUCAGUUUGUUUGGCUGUAACAAUGAAAAGAACAGUUCCUCUGUUUGUUAACCA
Vitis vinifera (wine grape) is the source of this 1154-nucleotide messenger RNA. RefSeq lists its product as uncharacterized. Bases 94 to 663 code for a protein of 189 amino acids. The record is from RefSeq and is a predicted model, not a curated record. NCBI's taxonomy places the organism in Eukaryota, Viridiplantae, Streptophyta, Magnoliopsida, Vitales, Vitaceae. The transcript is spliced from 4 exons.